AUGCCGCGCUACAACUGCUUGCUCGGCCGCCGGUCACUCAAGGAGCUUGUCAUUGCCUACCGUGCAACCAUCAAGCGUGUGCUAAUUGUGACUGAGGUUGCACUGCCCAGCAAUACAGGCAGCAGUUUCACACUACAGACUAAUGAUGAGUUACUAGAUAAACUUAGGCACCACACCACAGUCCAUUCACUGCCGCAUCCGAGGCUGUUCAAUGAUGCAACAACGAGAUGUACAUUCUUCACCAAGUCGAGCAGCAAAGUUGUCGCACCAAAUCGAACUUGCUGCUGCACCAUCUUCACCAAGUCGAACUUGCAGCAGCCAGGUACCAUAGUCGCUCAACUUGAUCUCUCUGGUAGCUCAUCCGGCAAGACUGCUCAAUGUGUGGAGGCGCAAGUUGCUCCGCGACCGAGGAAGGCCCCGGUGCUUGCCAUGCCUGAAGACGGCCUCCAACCGCCGGGCCCAAAGCAGCCAGCCUUUGUUCUCAUGCGCGUCUCCUUCCUGCGUCACCUAGCAGUCCUACUUCUCCAUGACGACAAGGACGACGUCGCCAUGCGUGCACGCUCCAACCUGUCCCCUGUCGCAGCCCCACCACUCGAUGCCGAUGCACUCCAACCCGAGGACCACCAUGAUGGAGGUCGCCUCACAGCCUAGCGACGAGUGUUUGUUGGUUUCUCUUUCAUUUACGGACAUCUUGGGCUUGCUGGGUGCAGAAUCAAGAAGCCCAAUCAUCAUCAGGGAUGAAAAAAGGAGAGAAGCACGGGAAGAGGUACUAGUAGAAGAGGAAGAAGUAAUGUGAAAAAUGAGAUAAAUGUGAGAAUAGCAAGUAGUAAAGCAUGAGAGGGAUUCAGAUUUUGUUUUCACAUUCUUGCUGUACACGUACCUUUGGUCUGUAGAUGCACCGUAAUGGAUCUAGGAAGUAUGAAUGGUUAAUACCUCAAUGGUGCACUAUGCAUCUUUGGCAGGUUUUUAUGCAUUUUUAAAUGGUUGUGGAGCAAUUUAAUGGUGCGCUAUGCACUGAAGUAUACAUUGUUUAUAUGUUCUUGUA
Molecule: messenger RNA, 1045 nt
Organism: Aegilops tauschii subsp. strangulata
Lineage: Eukaryota; Viridiplantae; Streptophyta; Magnoliopsida; Poales; Poaceae
Source: RefSeq, a predicted model, not a curated record